CUAGGUUUGUCUAGAGAAUCUACAAGUUCGGUGGAAUAUGUUAGCUGUAGGUUCUGACAGCAGAUCUUAGUGUUGUUCGCAGUGAUUGACUAUGAGUGUGGUAGUGGUUGAGUUUUCGAAAAUUGGGAUUGUGACAUGAUGGUUGGUGGUUAUUUAGGUCUCAAGGACAUGUGCGGGGAAGACUUGAAACGUCACCAGAGCGACCUUAAGAUCCUGGAUCAGUCACGGUUGAAUCUUUGCGACGGCAAUCUCUCCUCUUUGAACAGUAUGGGCAGCAAUUCCGGUAGCGAUGGCGACAAACCGUCAAAACAAAAGAGGCACAGGACGAGAUUCACCCCUGCUCAGCUCAACGAACUGGAGAGAUGUUUUUCAAAAACGCACUAUCCUGAUAUUUUUAUGAGGGAAGAGAUCGCCAUGAGGAUAGGACUGACGGAAUCUAGAGUGCAGGUUUGGUUUCAAAACAGACGAGCGAAAUGGAAGAAGAGGAAGAAGACCACCAAUGUGUUCAGGACUCCUGGAGCUCUUCUACCGUCACAUGGACUGCCUCCUUUUGGAGCUAUGGGGGAUGGUUUGUGCGGUUCGGGCAUGUUUAGUAGUUCUGAAGCCCGAUGGGGUGUUGCUGGAGUAGCAACAGGUCUGGGUCAGCUUGGUCAGGGUUCGGUGUCCAUGGGCGGUUUUGGCCAAUCUCUCGGCCAACUCAAUCAAACUUCUGGACUGAGCUCUUCCCUUCCCAUCAGCACCGCUAAUACCGUUUACCAAGCCCAUUAUGGGCUCAAUUCGUUAGGUGAUACCAUGAUGACAUAUUGCAACAACGGAGCAACAGCGGGGGGCAGCGCCAUAGGAGGCGGAGGCAACGGCGGUGGCGGUGGCAACGGUGGUUCCCCGCCCCCGCAGAUCUCGUGCAGCAGCGCGGCGACCCCGCCAGUGGCGUCCGUCGCCUCUUCGACGGACCAGGAGGAGGACAUUUGGAGGGGGCACAGCAUAGCGGCGCUGCGACGGAGGGCGUCGGAGUUGAACGCCGCCAUACCGUCGUAUCUCCAAAUCAAUUACGACACUCACAAUAACGCUUCUGUAUAUUAGUUCCGUUGUCUCGAUCGAUUUUUUUAAGGUUCGUUGGACCGGGGAGGGGAGGGGGGUGAGUUUUUUCUCGGACGUUUACCUGCUGAUGGUGCGGGUUUUUAAUCAUCGACUUGUGGAGAUAUGGAAGUUUUUCGUUGUAUGGACUUUUUUUCCUCUUCGUAGUUUGUUGAAGGACAUAACAGAAUGAUGAUGAAGUAUAAAUGGAACUCAAGACACGAAUAUUGAAAAUAUUACAAAAAUUCUGUGAACAAAACUUGGUGAUAAAAGCAUAUUUCAAUAUUAAGGCGAUAUAAGCAUAUUUAUAUGCCUGGAAAUACAAUUUCAAAAUAGACAUAAAUUAAAUUUAAAAAAUUUCGCAAAGAUUUUGAUGUCAAUAACAAUCAUUGUUUCGCCAACAUUGUAGGUUUUUCAGGUUUAUUCUACAUUUCGGACAGAGCUUGUAAUAAUAUCGAUAAAAAUAUUUUCAAUUUAAAUUAAUUGUUGAGGGUAGUUUUUCAUUAACUCACGUCAAUAAUACAGGGUGUUCCUAAAUUGAAAGUUGAAAGGAAAAUGAAAGAUUCCUUGGAUCAUUUUAAGGAAAACCUGGGCCAGCAAAGGUCUUGAUAAAAAGUGUUUCUCGUAGUCCUCCUUUUUUGUGGUGAUUAAAUUAAUUUUUUCCAUCUUCAUUAAUUUUCGCUACAAAUUGAGUAAAAGUACCAAAACUUACUUACCAUCAAAAAUCAUUCCUAACCUAAACUAUAUUAGGUUAGGUGAGUCAGGAAUGAUUUUUGAUGAUUUUUAUGAUAGCCAACUAUUUUUUAUACGGAUUUCCACGAUUCUUUCUCAAAAUAAAAAUUAUUAAAUUAUAAGUUUGUCAUCAUCGGAAAAAAAUAGUUCGCCAUCAUUAAAAACCAUCAAAAAUCAUUUCUAUCCUUAUCUAAGAGAUAUUAGGUUAGGCCAGGAAUGAUUUUGGAUGGUUUUAAUAAUGACCAACUUGUUUUUAUGCAGAUUUACAGGAUUAUAAUCAAAUUAAAAAAAAAAUUAAUAAAUUUUUCGAAUUGUUUUUGAGAAUAAUGUAAUCAAUAUUUAUAUUUCAGAUAUUUUCAAUGGUGAACGUAUUUUGAAUUCACCAUUUUCAUAAUGUUUCUUCAAAGAUUCUCACCCACCCAGCACAUCUGUUCACUUCCUAUCCUUAUCCCGUUUAAUAAAUCUGCAUAAAUACUAGCUUUAGGAUAGGAAUAAUUUUCGUUCGUAACCUGAAAAAUCCAUAGUUUUGGCGAAGCAAUUGUUGUUAGAAUUGAAAUAUUUGUAGAAAUCAAUUUGAUGUAUUUCAUGCGAUUAGAAAUUUUCAUCAGGACAAGGACCGAAUUCAUGAUUGACAUACUUUAUACAACCGAAAGUAAAAAUAAAAUUGUUAAAACUACAAUUCAGGAAAAUUGCUAAUAAAUUGAAUAAAUAAAGAAAGAUGACGAUUGACUUAAUGACUAUCGAAGUAAUUUCGCAGAUGAAUAUUUUCAAAUUAAUAAUAAUUUGGUCAUUUCAGAAAUUGUUUCUGUAAGCCAAUAAAUAUCUCAAAAAUAAGGGUAUCUGCUCAAAGGCUGAAAUUUAUUUAUUUAGCGUAUGGCAAAAGGCUGAAAUAUUUUCAAUAUUUAUCUCGAAUCACCUUUAUCAAAGCAACUGAAUUUAUAAAGAGAAAUGAAAAUCUUCACUUAUUAAUUACCAGAAAAUUCGAUUUUUAUAUUGUGACCUACUACCAGAAACGAAAAAGAAGAAUUGUAUCCACACCAACCUGAAACAAGAACUUUUGUGAUUACUCAGAGAUCAUUCGCAAUGUUUCUUAUGUCUUAAACAUUGUAGAAUGAUUAUAUUUCCGAAAAAAUUUAAAUUCAUACAAAAAUUGUAUUUGAUGAAGUUCAUAAUAAUGUCAUGAUAUAGGAUGUAUCACUAA
Molecule: messenger RNA, 3007 nt
Organism: Harmonia axyridis
Lineage: Eukaryota; Metazoa; Arthropoda; Insecta; Coleoptera; Coccinellidae
Gene: otp
Product: homeobox protein orthopedia-like
Exons: 5
Coding region: 136-1080 (314 amino acids)
Biological process (GO): regulation of DNA-templated transcription; neuron differentiation
Molecular function (GO): DNA-binding transcription factor activity, RNA polymerase II-specific; DNA binding
Source: RefSeq, a predicted model, not a curated record